GUUGAUUUUCUAAAUAAGCAUCAUGAAUAUAACAAUUGAGAGAAAAAAGACAGAAUAUGCAGGACUUCCAAAAAGUUGGCCAAAAGAAGAGGCUUUCAGAAAAGCUGGGAUCUCCGCUGGAAAAGUUGACGUGUAUUACAGUCGUAGUGCAAGAGCUGAUGCAUCUUUAGUCCCACCGAUUCGACAAACUGCUUCUAUUUUCAAACAACCCGUUACAGUUUUCAAAACACAAGAGGGUAAAGUGAAGACUGAUUUGAAGCACGGUUGUCAGGAUAAACCGAAACAAUUGUUUUGGGAGAAAAGAUUAGAGGGUUUAAAAGCUUGUGAUCUUGACGGUACAGCGUUAGGACCUGUAGAACUCCCCAAAGGUCUCAAAGCAGUUGGACCACACGUUUCUGAAAGCACCUUAUUACAAUCGUUAGCUACAGCACUUCAUGUUUCUGGACAGCCUGUCACAGGGCAAACGGGCAGUAAGUCAGCCCUGGGUACUAAUCCUGGUGUCUUUUUAAACCCAGAACAACCGCUGGUCCAAGCUAUAAGUGUUGCUGAUGAAGAUAUUCGCAGACAAGAAGACAGAGUGAUGCUGGCGAGGCGCAGAUUGCAAGAUGCUAUAAGAAUUACAUCCCUGCAAGUAUUACCACAUCCUCUAAUACAACCCUGCCUAGUGUUGCCAGAUCAGGAACAAACACUCUUGAAGGGCGCCCAGAAAGGACAUCUGUCCCUCUGUCCCUUUGACAGCGCAUGCUCUUCGGCAGUCCGAGGAUGGCGUUCGGCUUGUGUGUGCAAUGCAACAAUGAAAUGCUUACCAAGUUCUUAUGUUGAAUAUGAUACAAGAGUUGUUUUUAUUGGUAAAGGAGUUUUUGGAUGUUUUGGAGAAUGUCGAAGAUGA
Molecule: messenger RNA, 889 nt
Organism: Ctenocephalides felis (cat flea)
Lineage: Eukaryota; Metazoa; Arthropoda; Insecta; Siphonaptera; Pulicidae
Product: methyl-CpG-binding domain protein 2-like
Exons: 6
Coding region: 23-889 (288 amino acids)
Molecular function (GO): DNA binding
Source: RefSeq, a predicted model, not a curated record